GACAAAGUUUCGGGGCAAAAAAACUGAAUUCUGACAGUUUGACAAGUGUUAUGUAAUGCUGAUCUAAUAGACACAUGAGGAUGACUGUAACACAGAACAAUUAACCCAUAUUUUGUGUCAUAUUCUGGCUACUUGAAUCAGCUGAUGAGAGUGCUGUACUAACACCAUUGUCAAAAUGUUGAUCAGUGGAGAAAGCAGCGAACAGUGGUGUAGCCCUUGCCUUUACGAUUCCCCAGAGAUGACAAUGGGGGCUCUAGGCCCUAUGCCUUCAGCUGGGAGUACCUCCCCUACUCAAGGCAUGAGCCAGUACUGUGCCAUCUGUGGUGAUCGGGCCACGGGCAAACACUACGGAGCUUCCAGCUGUGACGGAUGUAAAGGAUUCUUCAGACGGAGUGUGAGGAAGAACCACGUCUACUCGUGUCGCUUCAGCAGAAACUGUGUCGUAGACAAAGACAAAAGAAAUCAGUGUCGAUACUGUCGUCUCAGAAAGUGUUUCCGGGCAGGAAUGAAAAAAGAAGCUGUCCAGAAUGAGCGAGAUAGAAUCAGUGUGAGGAGAACCAGUUAUGAGGAUGUGAACCAGACAAAUUCCCUGUCCGUCAGUACGCUGUUAAAUGCAGAAAUUCUUUCCAGACAGAUCACUCCUUCACCUCUGAGUGUGGACCUGUCCCAGAAGUUAGUAGCCACAGCUAAUGAUGUUUGUGAGUCCAUGAAACAGCAGCUCCUUAUUCUGGUAGAGUGGGCUAAAUACAUUCCCUGCUUCUGUGAACUGGCUCUGGAUGAUCAGGUUGCACUGCUGAGAGCACAUGCUGGGGAGCAUUUAAUUAUGGGUGUGGCCAGACGUUCCCUUGGGGUCAAGGAUGUUUUAUUGUUAGGCAAUGAUGCCAUCAUUCCCAGGAAUACACCAGAAGUAGAAAUAGGCCGUGUUGCCAGCAGAAUUCUGGAUGAACUAGUCCAACCAAUGAAAGAUGUCCAGAUGGAUGAUUCUGAAUUUGCUUGCUUAAAAGCCAUUGUUUUCUUUGAUCCAGAUGCCAAAGGACUGAGUGAUCCACAGAAAAUCAAAAGCUUCCGCUAUCAGGUUCAAGUGAAUCUGGAAGACUACAUCAAUGACCGACAGUACGACACCAGGGGGCGCUUUGGGGAGAUCCUUCUGAUGUUGCCCCCACUACAGAGUAUCACCUGGCAGAUGAUUGAACAGGUGCAGUUUGCCAAACUGUUUGGGAUGGCAAGGAUUGAUAAUCUUCUGCAAGAAAUGUUACUUGGAGGAGCAGCUCCUGAAAAUGGUAGCACGGGAUCAACAACACCAACAACAUUACAGCCAUCCCUGAUGGUCAACAACUUCAGCGACCAGAUCUCCAAUAGUGCAGAUGUACUCUCCAUUGCCACAGCCACUAUCCCAUCGCCCCAUACCUGCAUUUCUCCCAACAACAGCCAUGGUUCUCCCAUGGGGAGCCCCUUGAAUUUAGGAAUGCACCACAGCAUACAGACGCCAACCCCACCCCUGUCAACGGCUGACCAUCUUCUGACGGCUUCAGCAAUGACAUCAAAUAUUGACCACCUGGCCAUACAACAGCACAACGAAUCACCAAUCUCGUCCCCACCACUGUCUACAGAAUCAUACAGUAAAGUCAAUGGGUCUUCAUAUUCAUUCAAACAAGAAGUGUCUUCAUAAUGCCAACUGGCUUUGUGAUUCAUAUAUAAAUAUAUGUGAAGUCAUUUAUUUUUAACUUGGAUGUUCAUACACGAUGUGUACUUUGUAUGUCUUCAUUUGUAACCAGACAUAUUCCAGUUUGAAUAAGUUUAAUUUGACCAAUAUUUUGUAUAAGUAUGUUCAUUGGAGUCCUUUUGGUGGCAAUCAUUUUGAUAAAAUCUGUUAUGCAUUGUCUGAGUCAGAAGAAGCAGGCUUACAUGUAGCAGUAUAUGUUUUUUUUUUUUUCAGAGACAUCUAGUCAUGUUAAAUUUAUUCAGCAUAUUUAACAUUUGAUAUUUAAAAUCUGGUUUUCGGUUGAUCUCAUUUCAAAGUUUCGGAGUCAUUUGCAGCAUACAUGUAGGAACUUAUACUUGUUCAAAGCUGUAAAAAAAAUGUUAUCCUUCAGAAUACUUUGCUAGAUUAUUUUUUUUUAUAUGAAGGAUUGAGGAUAUAAAGAAAGUGAAUGAAGAUUUUUAAUUCUUACUUUAAAUCAAGUGGGCUUGAACAUUCUGAAUUGUAGGAAAGCCUUCAUUUUAACUGAAUCUCUAUGUAGAUAUACUUGUUGUAAAUAUGAGAAGUGAUACCUAAUCCACGUAAGAUAUAUUAACACCUGUAUUUAUUUGUUACGGAGGUAUUUUCAUGCUAAUGUUGAAUUGUUUAUGUGUUAUACACGUAGUACAUGUUAUUGAAUUCAUUUAAGAAAACCAUUGGUAUAUAAUGCACAGUGCAGAAUCAAAUAUUUUUCAUCACAGAAAGCAACCCCCCCCCCUUCCCAGCCUUUUUUAAUAAGAGCUUUGUUACUUGAUAUGCAGAUAUAAAAACCUGUGAUAAUUGUUGUGAUUUUAAUGCUUUCACAAUCAUCCAGGAUAUUGAUAUACUGUGAAACAGCAACCAAUAUGUUUACAUUUACAGCAACCAAUACAUUCACAUUUACAGCACCUAGGAUGUUUACAUUUACAGCAACAAAGAUGUUCACAUUUACACCAACCAAUACAUUCACAUUUACAGCACCUAGGAUGUUUACAUUUACAGCAACAAAGAUGUUCACAUUUACACCAACCAAUACAUUCACAUUUACAGCACCUAGGAUGUUUACAUUUACAGCAACAAAGAUGUUCACAUUUACACCAACCAAUACAAACACAUUUACAGCAAUCAAUACAAUCACAUUUACAGCAAUCAAUACAUUCACAUUUACAGCAACCAAUAUAUUCACAUUUAUAGCAACCAAUACAUUCACAUUUUCGGCAACAGACAUUCACAUUUACAGCAACCAAUACAUUCACAUUUACAGCAACCAACAUAUUCACUUUUCAGCAACCAAUAUGUUCACAUUUACACACCUUCAUAAAAAUGAUGCUAUCCAUUUUGUGCUAGUGUAUUCAUUGUACACUCUAAUACCAUUGAUAGUCACUGAACUUUUACAUAGAAAAAGUAACUUUCACAUGUAUGACUUAGUGCCAGUUUCAUUACAUUUUCAUAGAAAGUUGUAGUCACCCAUAAUCAAUUUAGCCAUUUGUACAAAAUUGAAGCUGAAUUUUGCUAAUUUGAGAGGCUUGGUAAAUAUUGUUGAAAGUUAAAAACAUUAACACAGAUUGAUGGAAAUAGCCAUUUUAAUGGCGUAUCAUAGAUUUGUACAUAAUUUUUUGAUUACCUGUGAUUUUUAGCUUGGCAGGAAUUUUAUUCUUUGCAAAGGACCAAGUGCCAUGAACAAUGCAAAAAUUGUGUAUAAUAUAUAAUUAUAGACACUCUAGAAAUAUCCAAUCAUUGAUUAAUGUGCUGUUAACUGAUGCAAAUAUCUAUAUUUUUAUAUAAAAUUGUAUUUUUGACUGAUGGAUCAAAUGCUGUUUUUAUAAAAUAAAUUUAAGCUUAAACUGAAAA
Molecule: messenger RNA, 3568 nt
Organism: Saccostrea echinata
Lineage: Eukaryota; Metazoa; Mollusca; Bivalvia; Ostreida; Ostreidae
Product: hepatocyte nuclear factor 4-gamma-like
Exons: 7
Coding region: 176-1669 (497 amino acids)
Biological process (GO): anatomical structure development; regulation of transcription by RNA polymerase II; cell differentiation
Cellular component (GO): nucleus
Molecular function (GO): RNA polymerase II cis-regulatory region sequence-specific DNA binding; nuclear receptor activity; zinc ion binding
Source: RefSeq, a predicted model, not a curated record